GUCAAAAAUUCCACCCGCAACACCUAACACCACCCACCCCCACACAUGCAAGACUGAUGAAAACUCGCAAGAAAACGCAUCUCAAAAACAACAAUCAUGGCAGACAAGAGGGAGAAAAUUGCAGCGGCUCGCAAAAAGCUGAAGCAAUAUCAAUCCAAACAGCAGAAAGCGGAUUCCUCGAGUCGAAAUGAGAGCGAAUCGGCUCGCGAAACACCACUUCCGGCGUCCAGUGACACCAGCAGCAUCGAUGCCGGGAGCCAGGAUACGGAAUUCCUGAACCACAAUUUCCAACCCAGCAGCAGUAAUCAGCCAUCCUCGUAUGGAGUAGCAAAUUAUUUUAACAAUAACAACAACGGCAAUGUGCAAGGUUUGUCGGAGCUGUUUUCGAUGGAACCACAGGUAGCGAGGCUGGAAAAUAUCGGUAUGGGUCAAGCGCCACCGAUGGAAGCCAGCGUGCACAGCAUUAAUCGUAUUUCGGAAGAAAUCGGUCAGUUGAUUGCGAACGCCAGUGCCGAUUUGGGACCACAGAACACAAUUUUAGAGCUAGAAUCGGAAAAGGCAGAUUUGCUUCGAACAUUGAAUGCUCAAAAGCUGGACAAUGACGAACUGCGUUUGCGUCUUCGCAAUCAACAGUCUACGGUGGAAGAUCUGAAGAAUGAGAUUGAAAAACUACGGCUAGAGAACAGUACCAAGGUAACGAGUGAGCUUGGUCCCAUUCAGGAACAGCUCCAAUCGCAAACGCAAGCGGUUGGAGUUUUGGUUGCCCAGAAUGCUGAACUGACCGCGUCCAUUGGCAAAUAUCAAACGUUGGUAAAAGAACGUGCAACCGAAAAUGACGAAUUGCAGAAUCGCCUAAAAGCUUCUCGAUCAACGGUUCAGAAACUAGAGAAAGAAAUAGAAACGUUGAAGCAAUCUGGCCAGAGGUUCGAACAACUGGAACAAACAAUUGGAUCCCAACUAAAUGAAUACCAAGAAGAGUCCAAUCGUUUCCGCAAGUUGUACGAAGAUCUGCAAGAAGACCUCGCUGAACUAAAACAGAAACUGGUCAUUAAAACGCAGGAGUUUCAGUCCACCCAAACGGAACUGGAACAAACGAGGUCCGAUCUCAACUUAGCCAGAUUGCGAAUCGAUCAGUUGUCCUCGGACGAUGAUCUGGAUUAUAAUGCGAAAAUCGAAUCCCUCACCCAGCAGAACCUAAUCAAGCAGCAACAGAUUAAAGACCUACAGGAUGUGAUUCGGCAAAUUGGUGGCGAAAGGGACCAAAGUAGCCAACUGUACCAAACUUAUGUGCUGCAUCUCAAUAAAGAAGUAGCCAACUUAGCUGAUCGCAUUCAGGAAUUAACCGAUGAGAAUAAUAGGCUUGCCUCGCGAGAAGAAAAUCUCGUUCAGCAUGUAGGCGAGCUGGAGCGACAAUUGCAACAGCAAAUCAGCAAGCAACAGAAGUACGCUGCCCAGCAGGACAGUUCCUUGGAAAUUUCGGAGCAUCAGAGCGCAAUGGAGGCAGAAAUAAAGUUACUGAAAGAGAAAGUGGCCACCAUGGAAGUGGAACGUGCCGAAUAUAUGAAACAGAACGAAUCGGUCGAACAACUGCAGCAGCGAUACGAGGAACAGUUGAAAACCGGUGAGGAGCGCAUCGCCGAGUUGCAACUCGCAGUGGAAAGGCUUCAGGUGGACAAACCGGACGUGGCUAAGCUGAUGAGCGAAAUCGAAAGCGGCAAGGUGGGAGCAUCACGUGCAGUAGCCCAAAACAUGGAACUCAAGCAGCAACUGCAGGAAAUGCAACGUGCUUUUGUGCAGAUUAGUAACGAUAAACUCGAGUUGACAGAUAAAUUGCAGACAGAGUUACAUUUGGGGAAAGAAAUGAAAGCUACCUACGGCCGUUUGGAAGAGGAACUAAACUCAAUUCGAGAAAAGCUGCACUACAAAGAUGAGGAAAUGAUUCGACUAACUCAUGAGAAUACUGAAUUGCAGAAACAGGUUUUACUACACAACCAGGAACUGGAUCGAUUGAGACACUAUGAAAGCCAUGCAAAUGAUGGAAAAGUUCUCCAAAUAGAGCUACAGCGAACUCAAGAACAGUUACGCGAACUUCAACAAGGUCAAAGCUGUAAUGAUCAUAAUGGUGAGCAUAAUGAUGCCCAUCAUGAAGAGCACCAUCAUCAGCAUCAUCACCAUCACCAUAACCAUGACCAUGAUCAUAAUAACGAUCACGAUCUUCACCGUGAAGUGGAAAUUCUGAAACAGGAAAAAGAAGAGCUAAUAAAACUUCUCAACAGCCUCCAGAGUAGAGUUGGAUCCAGAAGUAAUCCCGAUCAAACGAAUUCCGAACAAAUGAUUGACAAAACUGAUAGCAUCAGUGACAAUAUUUCCACGGUCAGCAUUCCAACGCACGAAGCGAUGGAAAAAUUACAGCAACGCUUCAAGCGAACGAUGCUCGAGGUGGCCGAACUAACCGAUGAAAAACAACGCCUAGAACAUCUCGUUCUGCAGCUUCAAGGAGAAACGGAAACAAUCGGCGAGUACAUUACACUGUAUCAGCAGCAGCGACGAUUAUUGAAACAGAAAGACAUGGAACGGGACCAUCAGCUGUUGCAACUGGCUAGUGAUCGAGAAAAGAUGAAACUAAAACUCAAAGAACUAAACUUCCUUGUCCACCAAUUGGUGCAGGAAAAGGUUGCCACAAUUCCUAACACAUUGUCAGCUUUUGAGCAGCAAUGUCAGCAACAACAACAACUGUCCUCUUCCUCUACUCCAGUGCCCACCAUUGAUUUGCACUCGGUAGGAGAACCCCAAGAACAAGGUGCAGCACACCCGCAACAAGCUACCAUCGAAAAUGGUGACCAUCAUCAACACCCAACAGCAAUCAACACCUCGGUGCACAUUAAACCAACGGAAACGGCCGGCCGGAUAUUAUCGCUUCUGUCGGACAUCAAAGAAGCUAACAUCCCUUAUGGCAGUGGCGUGCAGCAUUGUUCCUGCUGUUCCGGGCGGUUAGAAACGGUCUAAAACCGAACAAUAAAUCCUGUAUCCUUAUCUUUUAGUCAUUAUCAAUAAUCGUAUUUUCGCUGUGUGGGUGCCUACUUACCCUACUAUAACUGCAUCAUCUUGUACUAACAGCAACGGCAGCAGACAGCCUGCUGCCCCGUCGUCGUGAGGAAAAGUGCAAAACGUGUGUGGCCGCACCCGAUUUUUGACGGGUUUUGAUGCCGCACAAACCUACUUGUUAAGAAACGCGUAAUCGGAGUGCUUUACAGUGUAACUGUGUUUUUUUUCUUCUUCAUUUUUAUGUGAACCCCUUGGAUAUCAUGAUAAUAUAUUAGCAA
Molecule: messenger RNA, 3323 nt
Organism: Uranotaenia lowii
Lineage: Eukaryota; Metazoa; Arthropoda; Insecta; Diptera; Culicidae
Product: golgin subfamily A member 2
Exons: 4
Coding region: 97-3006 (969 amino acids)
Biological process (GO): Golgi organization
Cellular component (GO): Golgi cisterna membrane; Golgi cis cisterna; cis-Golgi network
Source: RefSeq, a predicted model, not a curated record